CGUCUCUCCUUUUCUUUUAAUUUUUUUUCUAGUCCUUAUUUGAUUUCACAAGUCUCAUAUGAUUUCCCGGUUCUCAAGCAUCGCUACGUUAAAGACUACGUUAUUACCUGCCAUUGUACGAUCACAAAGUCGAGGCUAUGCAGGCGUUGUCAUGUCCAAUUUUGACUCACAGCAACAUACCAUCAACUAUCAACGAUUGCAAGACAAUCUGGCCAUCGUCUCACAAAGGUUAAAUCGCCCAUUGACAUUAUCGGAAAAGAUUUUAUAUGGUCAUUUGGAUGAUGCGGAAAACCAGGAGAUCGAACGUGGAACGUCUUAUUUGAAGUUACGGCCGGAUCGAGUAGCACUGCAAGAUGCGACUGCCCAAAUGGCUCUCUUGCAGUUCAUGUCGGCUGGAUUAGACAAGGUAGCUCGACCCACCACAGUUCAUUGUGAUCAUCUCAUUCAGGCCCAAGCGGGACAUCAUCGUGAUCUGGCUCGAGCCGAAGACAUGAAUAAGGAAGUAUAUGACUUUUUGUCAUCGGCAUGCGCAAAGUACGGGAUUGGAUUCUGGAAACCUGGGUCAGGUAUCAUUCAUCAAAUUCUGCUCGAGAAUUACGCUUUCCCUGGUGGUCUCAUGAUCGGAACCGAUUCUCACACUCCGAACGCGGGAGGACUCGGCAUGGCCGCCAUCGGUGUAGGCGGGGCCGACGCAGUUGAUGUGAUGGCGGGAAUGCCCUGGGAACUCAAAUGCCCCAGAGUCAUCGGUGUCAAACUAACAGGCCAAUUGUCCGGUUGGACAUCCCCAAAAGAUGUGAUUCUCAAGGUGGCUGACAUGUUGACGAUCAAAGGAGGUACAAAUGCUGUAAUUGAAUACCACGGUCCUGGCGUCGACGCUAUUUCGUGUACAGGCAUGGCCACGAUCUGCAAUAUGGGUGCCGAGAUUGGUGCAACCACGUCGAUUUUCCCAUACAAUCAUCGUAUGCGAGAUUUCUUGCGUGCAACCCGUCGUGAAAAGAUAGCCGAAGCCGCUCAAUCGUUUAGCCAUCAUCUGAAACCCGAUGCGGGAGCUGAAUAUGACGAGCUCAUUGAAAUUAACCUGGAUACCCUGGAACCCCACAUUAACGGACCUUUUACGCCCGAUCUUGGCCAUCCCAUCUCCGAGUUCAAACGACGCGUCAAACGCCAAGGUUGGCCCAUCAACUUGAGUGCCGCUUUGAUUGGCUCGUGUACCAAUUCGUCUUAUGAAGACAUCACUCGAUCGGCCUCCAUUGUUCGUCAAGCUACCGAAAAAGGUCUCAAAGUGAAAACACCCUUCCUUGUCACUCCCGGAUCAGAACAACUUCGUGCGACCUUGGAAAGAGAUGGUCAUUUAGAAGUCUUGGAUGAAACUGGGGCCAUGACCCUCGCCAAUGCAUGUGGACCUUGUAUUGGACAGUGGGAUCGUCGCGAUGUUCCCAAAAACGGCCCCAACUCUAUUCUCACUUCUUACAAUCGAAACUUUGCCGGACGCAACGAUGCCAAUCCCAACACACACGCUUUUGUCGCAUCGCCCGAGAUUGUUACGGCAAUGGCGUUUGCUGGCAAAUUGACAUUUAACCCCGUGACUGAUUGUUUGGUGGGCGCGGAUGGGAUUCCGUUCAAGUUCCAGCCUCCUCAAGGCGACGAAUUGCCAUUGAAAGGAUACGAUACCGGGGCCGAUACUUAUCAGGCGCCACCCAAGAAUGGUCAAGAUGUGGCGGUAAACAUCGAUCCUCAUUCCAACCGAUUGCAGCGAUUAGCCCCUUUUCCGAAGUGGGAUGGGGAGGAUAUCAAAGAAGUGCCAAUUCUGAUUAAGGUCAAGGGCAAAUGCACGACCGAUCAUAUUUCCAUGGCUGGACCAUGGUUAAAGUACCGCGGCCAUUUGGAUAAUAUUUCCAACAACAUGCUGAUUGGAGCGGUGAAUGCGGAAAACGAGACGACCAACAGUGUACGCAACAUCUUUUCCAACGCCAUGGGAACCGUACCCGAAACCGCGCGCGAUUACAAGGCACGAGGAGUACGCUGGGUCAUUGUGGGCGAAGAAAACUACGGUGAAGGCUCAUCGCGUGAACAUGCCGCUCUUGAACCGCGUUUCCUGAACGGAGCGGCCGUCAUUGUUAAAUCGUUUGCGCGUAUCCAUGAAACGAAUUUGAAGAAGCAAGGUAUGCUGCCAUUGACAUUUGUGGACCCAAAGGACUACGACCUUGUCAACCCCACGGAUAAAGUCAGCAUCCUUGGUGUGAGCACCAUGACCCCCGGUUCCCAAUUGACCCUUUGCUUGCACAAGCAAGAUGGCCAAACCCGUCAUAUACCCCUUCGUCACACAUUUAAUCAAGACCAAUUGAAAUGGUUCCGAGCAGGUUCAGCAUUGAAUGCCAUGAAACUGUCGUUGUAAAUUCUGUUGUAACAAAAAGAUCAAGCCAAAAAGUUGGAUACAUUGUAUAUUUGUCAUAUCUUUGAAUAGAUGGGAGACGUGGGAUCCGUGGGAACAAAAUGGCCCAAUGCGUGGGUUUGCUCUUUCUUUUUUCUCGAAAUUUUUGGAUGUGCAUGGGGUUUGGUGAUUGGAUGGAAUGCGACAGUCAAAUAAGAUUCGUCCAAGUUUUUUUU
Radiomyces spectabilis is the source of this 2607-nucleotide messenger RNA. RefSeq names its product aconitate hydratase. Lineage: Eukaryota; Fungi; Mucoromycota; Mucoromycetes; Mucorales; Radiomycetaceae. Bases 59 to 2395 code for a protein of 778 amino acids. The record is from RefSeq and is a predicted model, not a curated record. Gene Ontology annotation, biological process: tricarboxylic acid cycle. The transcript is spliced from 8 exons. Gene Ontology annotation, molecular function: 4 iron, 4 sulfur cluster binding; aconitate hydratase activity. Gene Ontology annotation, cellular component: mitochondrion; cytosol.